Molecule: messenger RNA, 1584 nt
Organism: Diabrotica balteata
Lineage: Eukaryota; Metazoa; Arthropoda; Insecta; Coleoptera; Chrysomelidae
Source: the annotation of a GenBank genome assembly
UUUCAAAGUGUAUAUUUAUUAUUUAAAUUUUAAAAUAAAACCUCAAACAAAUGAACAAGUGGAUAAUAAAGUGGUAUUAGCAAUUAGUUUUCGAAUUAAAUAUAAAGCUGUCGUAUGAUUUCAUGUAAUAUUUGGAUUGAUUCAUUCAAAGCUGUCGUAUUCGCCGCACAAUGGCUCACAAUUUAUCCAAUUUGAGGCAGUUCCUGCCAUGUAGAGAUAUCCAAAUCGAACUGCUCUAUAAUCUGUUUGCAUAUAAAGAUGAACCUCAAAUUGAAAGCGUCUACGUUUAUGGAGGCCCAAGCAGUGGAAAAUCAAUUGUGGUCACCUCGACACUCGAGCACUUGGAUAUCAAUCACGCCGUAGUGAACAUUAUUGAAUGUUACUCAUCGAAAAUUCUGUUCGAGACAAUUUUAAAUAAAAUAUCCGGUCAUCAGUUGGAUCCAAAGAAUCCUGUGCCUUACGCGAGAUGCGACAACAUGAUGGACUUUUUGUACAACGUGGAGAAAUGCAACGAGGAAAAAAAUCUUGACGGGUUUGUUUUGGUUUUGGACAAUGCCGAUGAGCUCAGAAAUAUGGAACAUAAUCUACUACCCUGUUUUUUGAGACUAAAACAACUCACUGGAAUUUCUUUAGUAGUUGUGAUGAUAUCUGAAAUUCUGUUUGAAAAAUAUUAUACGAAAGCAGGGGGAAUUGAGCCUUUAAAGAUACAUUUUCCACAAUAUAACAAAAACGAUUUGUUAAAAAUCAUUUCUUUAGAUUUUGAGGAUUCUAAAACGUUUAUUUGCCAACACUUUAACAUGGUUUUGGAUUUUGAUUUAAACUUUUAUAAAAACUACCUUAACCUCUUCUUGUCGACUUUUUAUAGAGCUUGUAAAGACUUGUCUGAACUGCGGUACAUGUCUCGAAUCAAUUUUGUAAAAUACUGUGAACCUGUUUUCAAAAAGGAACUUGCCAUAGAAGACUCUAUGGGCUUGUGGAGAAAUAUAUCACCCGUGUUAAAACAGUCGCUAGAAAUGCUCUACUUAAGAAUCGACACAACUAAACCAGCUUCUUCUGUCAAAGAAAAAUCCAUGCCAACAUUAGAAUUACCGUUUUAUGCUAAAUACCUGCUUAUAGCAGCCUAUCUGGCUAGCUACAAUCCUGCCAAAGACGAUAAGAGACUUUUCAUGAAAUAUCAUGGUAAACAGAGGAAGAAGUUGAAAGAUAUCAGAUUGAAAAGCAAAGUUAGCGAACAAUUAAACACUCAACUGGGCCCUAAGCCGUUCGUUUUCGACAGAUUGUUGGCCAUUUUCUAUUCCAUCCUGGACGAGAAAGAUAAUAAAAUGGGAUUUAACAACAACCUGUUGGUGCAGAUUUCCAGUUUGAUGGAAUUAAGGUUAUUGUCUUCGGUGUCAGACAGCUGUGUGUUGGACGGUCAGAAAUAUAAGUGUAACGUUAGUUUUGAAUUUAUUCAAACCGUUUGUAGGUCAGUAGCGUUUGAGAUUAAAAAGUAUCUCAGCGAUUUUAGCCAUAUGUGAUGAAACAAACGUUAUUUAUUUUGUCAGCCAUUUUUUCUAUUUAAUUGUGUUUAAUAAAAAUAAAAUU